GGUCCCUCGGCUAUAGAUGGCUGUGAAGCAUUGAGCAAAAGCUUUGAACCGAACGUCGAGGUUUACAAAGCAACGUAAAAUAACCCUUCAAAAUCUACCAGGGAAGCACUAAGAACACUCGCUUUCUUGAACGCAUGAAGGGUUAAGUCAUAUAGUUGGCUUUUACGGCCAAUAUGGUGUCCUAAAUGCGAGUUAGCAGCAUAUUGAUGGCUCGAGUUUGGUGGCCAAAUGUUAGCUAAUGGUUCUACUAGACCAUCAUUUCCCUAUUCGGGCACUAACAAUAGUUCGGUCUCAGAAGAGACCAACACAGCGCUUAAAUUCGCACAGGGAACUGCGAAUUAUUCCAAAAGGAGUAAAUUAUCCGAUGAUGGCCUGGAUUCGCUGACUCGAAGGGAUCAAGAAAUUCUACAGGAAUUGGAAGAGUACAUAGUCGAGGGACCGAACAGACAGCCAUACACCACACUACAUAACAAUAAUAAUACUGGAUUUUGGACCAACAAAAUGGCGACCGCUAAUACAAAUGGGCCAAGUCAAGCUUUAUCGAAUACAAACGGCUUCCAAUUGCCAAUAGAAUCUAACACAAGUCUACAGAGUAAAGCUACGCCAGGGGUGAAUUUGUUAUCACAUAUGAAUAACCAGUUUUCUGAUCAAGGAAACUUGGGCAUUAGUGGUCAUGCGAAUCCUUCUUCGAGUCUGAAAAUGCUUCCAGGAGGGCAGACGAAUCCCAGUCUUCCCCCUACGAACCAGUACAAUCAAUAUAGUCAACGACAGGAACAUCUAAUGAGGGGUUUUCAGGGCAAUAACGGCGCUGGUUCUCACGAUAUUUCAGCAUCACCGUUGAUGCGUAGUUCAGAACAAUACACCACUCCACAAAGAUCUUACAUGUCUGCUAACAACGAUACGCAAAUGCGGAGUGUAAAUCGACAGUCACCAAGCCCCUUCUCUCAAAAUUAUUUCCCUCAGGAAUCACAUAAUACACACUCAACGAAUAGGACAUCCUCUACAUCUGCGGAUGAUCGUGGUUUAAGUUCUAGUGAACAUUUUCCCUGGCUACCUAACCGAUACCAGACGAGCAUUAGCCAAACAAAUUCAUCUAUUUCUCCCGCGAUUUCUAGAACUCAAAACCCGGCCUCUCCCAUGCCUCCCAGACGGCCAUCUUACAUGGGACAAAAUAUUCAAUACCCAACAACUCCACCACAGCAGCCAGGCCAACCUCACCCAUACAUGAUGAGCCCCUCCAUGAAACCCAUGCCCCAAACACAACAGUACUAUAACAACAUGGGUAUGCCUCCAAGCAUGAUGGGACCCAGCCAUAACCCUAUGGGGAUGCCCCAGCGGCAGGGUACUAUGGCCAACCAGGUGGCCAAGUCGCAACCAGACAUGACCCCCUAUCAGCAACAGCAGUACCAACAACGAUUCCCACAGCCCAACUACCCUCCACAGUUACCGCCAUACAUGGCCUCACGUCAAAGCCAAAACCCCAACCCCAUGUCAAGAGUACCAAUGCAGCACCACCAGCCAAUCCUACCAAAGCCGGCAGUUGACAUGUUUGGAUCACCGUCUACAGGGCCCCGUUACCCCAGCAGUGUACCAGACUCGUCUAUGGAUUUUCCUGGGCCAAUAAUCGGUGACGCAUCACCAUCCGGACCGCCACCACUGCACCGUCAGCCUUUCCCUGCUACAGGUAUGCCACCUGAUCGGCAAAACCAGCCACAAUACUCCCGAGGCUUCCCACCCUUCCAGAGUCCAUUGCAAGGUGGUUCAUCUUCACCAAACGUCACUCUUGGAUCCCCAAUGAGAAACCUGUCAGAAGGUUUUCCAGGAGGCAACCCUCUACAGGGGAGUGGUCCAGUACCUCCACCUGCCUAUCCCACCCGUCCCUCCUCCAACCCUCCUAACACCUUCCCUGCCGAGUCGCCUUUGUCCCACAGUGGAGCAGCGGCUGCAGCAGCAGCGGCACUGGCAGCUGCUAGCUCCAUGACCUAUCCUGGUAUGGGACCUAUGGAGCAGUCCGGACCACCUAGUUAUGGGUCCCAAGAAAGUGGUAUAGGGAGCAGAGGCUCCAUGGGGGUUGUUCCGUCCCCAAGGUCAGGCACGCCAAACUUGUCAAUGCAAGGAGUGGAUGCAAGCUCUAGUAUCAACAGUGUUAAAACAGGUCGAGUUCCAUCACCUAGUCUGAACCAGCUGCCGACUGCAGAGGAUGUGGAGACCAUGAUAAAGAUGAUGGGGAGUGGGGAGUGUCUAGACCGGAGCCCACCCUCUUCACGGUCCUCAUCACCUACAACAAUGUCAGAGCUCAACAACGGGAAUCAUAGUGGUCCUGCCACUCCCAUUCAGACUGUUGCCGCCACCUCUGCAGAUUCGCCUAUGUCCACUUUCUCAGGACUGUCCGUUAAGGCAGGGAUUACUGGACUCUCCAGCCCGUCCUCGUCCUUUGGCGAUGACCAGGAUGAAGAUAUCCCUGUUGACGCCAUCACACCGACCCUGACUGGUGCACCACUUCCUUCUUAUAACCAGGACCAGUCAAAGCCAUCAUUCCAACAGGCAAAGUUUGCCUUGCUUUACCAGCUGGAUGAUAAUCCUGACAGAAGAAAUUUCCUGGACAAGUAUGCCUCGUUUAUGGAAAGUUCAGGGGCCCCAGUAACUCAUGUUCCUGUUAUCAACAAUGAGCCCCUAGACCUGUUUAAAUUCUACCGAGCUGUUAGAGAGAGUGGAGGCCUUCAAGAGAUCGUGAAGAAGAAAUCUUGGGACUCUGUAAUUUUUAACAUGGGAGCACCUCUUCAGCUUUCCAACAUUCUUCGCACUCAGUAUGCUAGGCUACUCUUAUCCUAUGAGAUGAAAGACAGUCAAGGGGGGAAUGUCGAUGGGAUUCUAAAAAAUGAUCUAGAAGAUUCCGGGAUACCUCCACCAAACGCUAUGGUGACCUGCACUGAAGCCAUCAUCCCGUCAGCAUCAGUAACAACCUCUAUCCCUGGUGAUUCCUAUAAUUCUGGGUACAACCACAUGAACGGGCCACAGGGAUACAAUGGUCCUCAGACGUAUGAGGGCCAUCAAGAGGGCUAUGAAGGCAGUAAGGGGUUCAUGAACGAUACCAUGGACCCCAGACAUACUGCCCCUCCGCAGUUACCAAACAUGGGUGGCUAUAACAUGCCUCCUUACAACAUGAUGGGCAACGAGAGGAGUAGCUAUCCUGGGUACCCCAGCCAGAGCUUCCAAUCAGCACCCAACACCCAGUUCACAGGAGCGGCAGCCUUAUCACAGCUGGCAUACCAGAGGAACCAGCAGGCAAUGCAGGGGUAUCCUGGUAUGCCUCCUCGACGGCCAUCCCACAUGGGCCAGCAGGCGCCGAUGAUGUCAAGUCCAGGUCCCCAAGAUCCCAUGACAGCUGUAUGGCCAGGGUCACAAUACAAUGCCUCGUCUGAGCCUGUGCAGAUGUUUGACUACCUUCCACCUGGGCAAUCUGGCCGCAGCAUGCGUCCAUCCAUGCCACAGUACCCCCAAGCACCCCCAUACAACUCCUACCAGAGCCGACAACAGUACCCUCCAAUGCCACCCUAUCGCCCAAGCUCACCCCAUGUCCAGUCCUCGGCGUCACCUUCUAUGCAGCGCCCCCAGAUGGUGCAGUCGCAGGGUGUUCUUCCGCAGCAGUUGUCGCCAAAGCCCAAGUACAACCAGUCACAACAGCAUAGCGGCCACAUGAAGAGGGAAGUUGGUUUCCCAGCAGAUUGUGUGGAAGGUACUCGGCCUGUCUUUACCAAGAAGAGAAAGCUAACCUCCAGAGACUUGGGCCCUGUAGAGGCGUGGCGUGUGAUGAUGUCACUCAAAUCCGGGUUGUUGGCCGAGACGACCUGGGCCCUUGACACGCUGAACAUUCUUCUGUACGACGAGAACACGGUUGGUUACUUCGUACUGUCGCACCUGCCCGGCCUCCUCGAUAACCUGCUUGACCACUUCCGAUGCUACCUCGCGCAGAUCUUCGGCAAAAUGUCGGACAUUGAGGUCGGGCUCGGCACUGCGUUCCUGCACAAGCCGAGCAAGCGCCGAGCGAAGCCCGACGAGAAGAAGAGCCCGGAUGAGAAGUUGGAGGAGGACUCGUGCAGAAGCUUAACGGCGUUCAUUGCUUCCGCUUCCAUUGAUCACCCGGAUGAGGGGUUCGUCAGUAGAGCCCGAAUGUGGUCACGUGGCGGAAGUGACGUCACAACACAUAUCCAGACGCACGUAGGGACAGCGACGAGCCCGCGGAAAGCGUUGCAUCGUAAAGCGCAUGCGCGAACAGCAAUCGCACCGGUGGAAAAAGCUGCCACGCAUUCACCCGAAAACGACGCAUGUCAGCCCGACAAGAUCACGUGCUCGAAAGAUAAUGUCCCUUGCUCGAAGGAUGAUAUCACGUGCAAUAAGGAUAGUAUCGCAUGUUCACGAGAAAGGGUCGCGUGUUUAAACGAUAAUGUCAUGUGUUUAAAGGAUAACGUAAUGUGUUCAAAAGAUGCCGUCACGUGUCAAAACCGUAGCGUCACGUGUCCAAAAUAUAGUGUCCUGUGCCCAGAUAGCAAUGUUGAGCCUAAUGAAACGUCGGUAAAUGACAAGUGUAAUGGGGCAAAUGAUAGCUCCGACGAUAACACGUCGGCUGUUCGUAAGGUCGACAUCAAAACAGAGGCGUUGUCGGAUAAUAUCCAGUCAAUAAACGACGUGAAAACUAACUGCGACUCCGUGGCGAGUUCGCGGGAGUCGAGGACGAAGAACGAGUGUCAGAUUAAGACCGAGUCGGGCGAGAAGUGCGAGUCCAAAUGUUGCGCUGAGGACACUUGGAAGGGUGGGGUGAAACUCGAGAACUGCGUGUCCGAGUCACUAUCGAAAGACUGGGAAUUAGACUCCGACUCGAGCUCGGAAAUGGAUCCGGAUUCCGACGACGUGGACGUUAGAAACGAUGAUUCUCUUACGGAAGAAGAGAGGUUCACGAGGCGCUUAAAGAAAGAGCUGGACUUGUUGAUCGAUUUUGAGUCGGACGGCGACGAGACGGAUGCGUACAUAGAGUCUCUGGUGGCUUCCAAGGUGCGCCAGGACAGGGGCGCAUGCGUGCACGAGCAGGAAUGCGUGCGCAAAGAGGACGCGCCCUUGUGUCUGAGAACUGAAUCGGACGAUGCGAUUUCUCGGCGAUGCAUCUGCGUGUCGAAUAUAUUGCGCGGUUUGUCGUUUGUUCCGGGAAAUGACAUCGAGAUGCACCGGCAUGCGGGUCUGUUACUCAUACUCGGACGACUGCUACUGUUAUACCACGAGCACGCGCACAGGGUGCCCUAUAAGCGGACCUACCUACAGGUGGACGAGGAGCCCGACGUCCCGGUCGACGAUCGGGAUGAUUGGUGGUGGCACUGCCUCGAAGUCCUGCGUGAGAAUGCUCUCGUCAUUUUGUCCAACAUUGCAGGACAGCUGGACCUGACGUUCUACUCGGACACAAUUCGGGCGUCCGUACUGGAAGGCUUGCUGCACUGGCUUGUGUGCGAGUCUGCAGACGCGCUUGACCCCAUGCCGACGGCCACACCCAGUACCUCCUUAUCGGCCCAACAGCUGGUCCUGGAAGCCCUGGCCAAGAUGAGCAUCUUGGGCGGUAACGCAGAGCUAAUCAUCUCCACCUCCUCCUCCCCGCAGCUCGUGCUCAUCCACGAUACACUAGUGCGGUUACUCGGCUCGCGCGGUAACCCUGUGUGCCGUGAGCUCACCCUAGUCCUGCUCUCCAACCUCUCGCAGAGCGAUAACGAGUUCGCCAACCUCGGCGAUAAGAAGCAGUGCAUCGCCAUGCUUUUGCAGUUCAUCGAAGACGCGGCGAACUCCAUUAACGCGUACUCGAGUGGGUCUUCUCUUGCCCAGGGCGGGUAUACUUCUGAGGACUUUUGCGGCACAAGCGUGGACAUGCUGCGGCGCGCGGCGUCCACUCUCGUCUGUCUAUCGCGCUGUAAAUCCAACAAGGCAGUUUUCCUGCCGUUCCAGGAUCGCCUUCUAGUUCUCACCACUCUGCGACUACUGGAUGGAAUGAUCGGGAGCCAUUUGGCGGACGUUCUGUAUUAUUUAUCGAGAUGAGACGUGUUGAAACGAGCCACGAUGAUUUGCAACAUUCCUUUCACUCCCGACAUCUCAAGUUCUAUCUACUGCACCAAUGCGCUGCUCGCUUAUUGAUCUGCGAUAAAGUUUUCUAGAUUCUCAACGAUGACUUCCAACUUAUUAAAGGCCUUCUUGCUUUUUGAUCUGUCAACGCUUUUCGGUGAGAUGAGUGUCCAAUCAAAAGCAUUAAGAAAUUAAAGGAAUUACAAGCAAGAAGGCCAUUUAGCAGUUGGAAGCCGUAGGAUAUUUGAAGCUGCUGUAAAAUUCUCUAGCCUGAUUAUUCAGCAGGUCAAUGGUGUAGUGGGAAGAAAUUCAAAGUUGAUCACAGUAGGGAGUUAAUGGACUGAGGAAUCUUUACUAGAUGGGAGGACGGGAACAGGACAAGGAAGACAGCACGUGGUUAGCCUACAUGCAAACGUCUAGGCUAAAAUCACGAUGCAAGGGGUGGACCAUUAGAAAUUUGGGGAGGAGGUGACAUUUUUUUUUUUUUUUUUUUCGUGGGAUGCAAGUUAGUGCUUGGAGUUCUGUAAUUUUUUUUUUUUUUUUUUUAAUAAUCGGCCUGGCGUGUUUGUUUUUUUAUCCCCAAAUUUCUAAUGGUCGCCCCUAAGCGCCUUGCGGGCUAUGUGUGCUUGUUUUUGUUGUUUUUUCAACAGUCUCCAUCCAAUCCUAACUAGUAAACCAGCUCCAUUACCAAGACAUGCAUGGUAGGGAAGAUAAUGUUUUGUACAACAGAGUAACCAGACCUUUAAGUAAUCCCUUAGGGACUAGGGGAGUCUGGGGGGGGUUCUUUUUCUAUUUCCUAUUUAGAACCGGCCAAGCCGACUCCAUACCAAUAGUACAGUACAUAAUAUGCUUCCGAGAUGAAGGUAUAGUUACUCUGCUUUCUAACGUUUUGUUUUGCUUGCUUGAAUUGAAAUCCGUUGAUGAUUCUAAAUGCGUGUUACUGUUAGGUUGAGUUUGUCAAGCCUUCUAAUUGGUCGGUCUCGUGGCCAAUCAGGAGUUUGAUAAGGUCUCUGUGCUUUUGAUUGGUUAGCCAGGAUUAAGCCAAUCCCAAGUCAUGCUCGACCCAUCAUUCUUUGCGGGAGCUUCAUAAAGUUCCGAAAUGAUUUCGCGACUGAAAAAAGAAGAAAGCGUUUGGAACCCAAGCAUAUUCUAGAAUUGGAUUAUUUAUCUAGUUUUGUUUAGUUCUGUUGGAUUGUUCUUUUUUAAAGUUGAUGGUUUCCAUGGACUUGUAGAUUCUGCAAUGGGUUCUUGUAAUACUGAACGGUUUUCUUGCUAACCUGUCAAAAGCUAAAGCAGAUGCAUGCCAAAUGAAUUCACAUUAUUUUUGAGAAUCACUAAAGCUAGUUAUCGUAAGAUUUGGGUCAAACCCACGUGAUAUCUGUCUCGCAUCCCAUUGGUCAACGGUCUGUUCCACCAAACAUACGUCAGAAUAUUAAUGAACGUGAUAUCAUCCAAAAUUAUUCCAGUAAAUGUGUAAAAAGUAGAUAAGAUAGAUAAAGUGUAUACUGUAAAUUGUUUAUAUCAAGUAGAGGUUUAUAGAGAAAGUGGUACGGAAGUAUGGCUGAUGUCACGUGACCUCUAUACUCUUGUAGAUUAUCAAAAAAGAAUAAGCUGAAUAAAAUGAAUUUUUCGA
Messenger RNA from Nematostella vectensis (starlet sea anemone), 7729 nucleotides. Its product is annotated as AT-rich interactive domain-containing protein 1B. Bases 229 to 6072 code for a protein of 1947 amino acids. Gene Ontology annotation, molecular function: DNA binding; nucleosome binding. Gene Ontology annotation, cellular component: SWI/SNF complex; nBAF complex; nucleoplasm. Lineage: Eukaryota; Metazoa; Cnidaria; Anthozoa; Actiniaria; Edwardsiidae. The record is from RefSeq and is a predicted model, not a curated record. The transcript is spliced from 12 exons. Gene Ontology annotation, biological process: positive regulation of DNA-templated transcription; regulation of transcription by RNA polymerase II; chromatin remodeling.